Dendronephthya gigantea is the source of this 2359-nucleotide messenger RNA. RefSeq names its product serine protease 23-like. Gene Ontology annotation, biological process: proteolysis. NCBI's taxonomy places the organism in Eukaryota, Metazoa, Cnidaria, Anthozoa, Malacalcyonacea, Nephtheidae. The record is from RefSeq and is a predicted model, not a curated record. The transcript is spliced from 3 exons. Gene Ontology annotation, molecular function: serine-type endopeptidase activity. Bases 670 to 1590 code for a protein of 306 amino acids.
UCUGCGGUAAAACCCCACGAUAAUAUACUAGUACUACACCCAUCUCCUCCUACACAAUUGAGCAAAAUUUUUCACCCAUCAGUGAAAUGAUUACGACGCAGCGUUGGUCCUCUGGCUCUGUUGUAGAUGCAUCAAGUCGAUGGAAAAAUUUAUGAAGUCCGCCUGCCGGUAGAUGUAGCUUUCAUCAUGCAUGCAAUGAGAAUGUAACUGUUUCAAAGCAAUUGACAUAUUUGCAAUUAAUUAUAUCAACACACAGCAACCGAAUUGCCUGUUGACGUUUGAACAGGAACUAUCAUAUGUUCACACUGUUGAUAAUAUAAACCGACGAUUGUCACGAUAUCUGUACAAAUUCUUUGCACAAUAUUCUUCGUUAUCAUUCGCAUCUAAAUCUGCCGUGUAGUCGCCGUCUCGCCGAGUGUGAGAGGCAGCAAGUGCAAAGCUAUUAGGUAGCCUUAUUUUGUCUUAGGGUAACAAAACACGGGUUAUCUCAACAGGGUAUUUAUUCUAUCUUUAUUCUAAUACCCUGAAGUCGUGUCGAUCGAUUUAAAACGACAGAAGCGUAGAUUGGAAGUCCACCGAAUCAAUGCCAAUGCCGUUGAAGAAGUUGUAACGACGACAACCUCAGUUCGCUUGGGUAAGAUUAUUGGUUCGAAAUUUCUUGAACGCAGGAUGUUGACAACAGAACAGAACAGAGCCUAUGUCGUAGCGGCAGCCUUUAUUUUCCUCAGCCUAAUGGCAUUUGGUAAAGUGGAAACAACAGAUGGUUCGCCAGUGAAUUCCUCGGUCAGUGAUCAAGAGGAACUUCCAUGGGAUAUUUCAACGGACAACGUCGCCGCGUAUAGUGUUUUAUCGACGUUCGAUCUCGAGUCUUUGGUGAAGGGACAGUCGGGAACAUUAUCGUCGAGACGAAAAAGAGCGACGAAGAUGAAUAAUCCUGUAUUUAAACCGGUCACAUCAUCGGACAUCAGGAAACUACCGUAUCAUGCUGCUGUUCAUAUUUCUGCGCAAUGCAGUGGGAUAUUGAUAAGCGAAAGCCAUGUACUAACUGCAGCGCAUUGUUUGCAUGACGGAAAGAAAUUUCUCAUCAAACCAUCGAAGCUCAGAAUUGGGCUACCAAGAGCAUCGGGCCAUUUUGCUUGGAAAAAAGUCAGCUCACAGGUUUACAUCCCCAGAGCAUGGAGGAGGUGCAAAUACAGAAAGAGCUGCUCACUGGAUACGGACUUUGCAGUGUUGAAAAUGAGACAUUUACACGGACAAAAAUACCUGACUCCGAAAGCAAGCAGGGAUCGAGUGAGUUCAACGAUCAAAUUUAAUGCCUAUCCAGGACUCAAGGGAGGAGAAUUGUGGCAUUCUUCCUGUGCUGUUGAAACUCACAGCAAGGGAAAGUUACUCAUAAGUCGAUGCUUUGUAUCAAAAGGCAGUUCUGGAGCUGGCGUCUACGAGUCACUUGGUUUUGGAGAAUACGCGGUCACGGGCGUAGUCAGCGCCAUUUUAAAAUUCCCCCGGAGAGGCAAAUUUGCCAUUACAAAUAAACUGACACCAGCUAAAGUGAAGAAAAUAUGCCGUUGGGUAGGAAGGAAGGACUGUUAAUGAAAUAAAUGUGGAGAGUGAGACAUAAUUUUCAUGCAGUAACGUAUAGAAUGUAAUGUUCAGUCAUAUAAAUUAUAGUUGAACUGGCAUUAUAAAAUAGUAUAACUCACUCGGCUGUUUCGUCGACAUUGCGACUGCACUGAAAUUUUAAUAAACGAAAACUAGACAAAAAUCGAGUUUGUCGAUCUCUUGUGUACCUACAGUCCGUUUAAAAAAGCCCUGAUAUCGAAAUAUCAAUACCAUUCGACAGGGCAUUUACUUUUUAUGGUAAAACACGUAAUUGGCCAUCCCCAAAAAGGUGAUGUUUUGCAGCCAGUGUUUUGAACGCCAGGCGCUAAAAAGUAAACAUUUUCGUUUUCAAAUUUCACAAUAUAAGAUGAUUUGCCUACCAUCUUUCCCGUCAUUCUAAGUAAAGCAUGCUAGGGCCGGUUGUUCGAAAGGCGUUAAGCCUAAAUGGUGGAUAAGCCAAAGUUUCGUUGCGAAAUAUUGAAAAUUGUGAAAAAUACCGUCGUGUUGGCAAUAGCAAGUUUAAGAUGCACCAAAUCUACGACGCGGACGUGACAUGACAUGAAAACAGCCGCUAGUGUUAGGAACCCAUGCAGUUUUAAUUUGUUUACAUAUACUUUUUUCACAAAAAGAGAAACAUUUAUUCUAUUUAUAUCCCUGGAAAUUAAUAACGGCGGUAUUACUUCACGUCCGCGUCGUAGAUUUAGUGCAUCUUUAACCAGUGGCAUAGCCAGCCUGACGAUUUUGUCCCGCUAUGUAAAUU